Messenger RNA from Mycena citricolor, 476 nucleotides. Lineage: Eukaryota; Fungi; Basidiomycota; Agaricomycetes; Agaricales; Mycenaceae. The record is from the annotation of a GenBank genome assembly.
CAAAGAGGAUCGUGAGGAAAUAUCCGAGACCGUUUCCGGACCACUGUCCGAAGAAUGCCAUGAGCGUCAUCAUGAAGGUGCGGUAGCGGGCAUUCGGGGUGUUGAACAACUCUCUGGUGUCCCACCAGCGCUUGUCCGAGGCAUCCUGCUUGAUGGACUUCUCGAAUUCCCGCAUCUCCAGCUGGACCAGGGGCGAGUUGGGGUCGUCGUUGCCGUGGUAACGGGCAAGCACAGCCAGCGCAUCGUCCUUUCGGCCGACAGCGAGAAGCCAUCGGGGCGACUGCACCGAGAUUUCAGGAUGGCCGGAAGGAAAGCAUUCAGUCGACUCACUUCGGGGAGGAAGAGAGCGAAAACAGCGAGGAUGCCAGCUGCGACGAUCUGGAUGGCGAGCGGGGCUCUCCAAGAUCGGGUGCUUUGGAGACGUCCCGUGGCAAUCGUGAUGCCGCUGCAGAGAAUCGAACCGGCGUAGUAGAAGG